AUGUCCCAAGAUGUCGCAAAUUGUCCGCAGGAAAUUCACGCUCUUGCUUCAGAGCCAUCAGAGGUCAUGAAUGUGGCUUCCAAUCAUACCCAAACCCCUGCCUCUCCCAAUCAAGUUGACAGAGCCGUCGUCCCGGAUGGCAGCAAAGUGUCGAAAAGAAACCAGAUUCCAAAGAAGUCCAGAAUAUCUGGAUCUAUGUCCCAAAUAGUAAAGGAUGCCGGUCAAUCAGACGGGACGAGUGUACGUGUGCAGCUGAAGGCGCGCAAGAGCGGCGCACUGAAAGAUGCACUCUCUGAGAUCGAUAGACUCAAUAUGGAACUCGUUGGGCUGAGAUUACGGCAAGAGCAGCUAGACCUCACAGAGGUAGCUCUGAGCGACCUCCAGAAAUCACUCGACGCAGAAAGACGCCGGGCGUUGGGCACUGCGCGAGCGCUAGAGGCUGCAACUAUAGCUACAAGUCGGCUGAGUGACCAUCUCUCAUGCCAGAUUUGUCUAGAAAUUCUCAAUGAUCCCUGGUGCAUCGCCCCAUGCGGUCAUAUGGGUUGCUUCAAAUGUCUGUAUAAUUGGUUCCUCUCGAGGCCUCCCGCCGAAGGAACAACCACCUUUCCAGACCCCUACGCCUUCAGAACUAACACGUGCCCUCAAUGUCGUACAUCUGUACGCGUCAGUCCUAUACCCUCAUUUCUCCUCAAGAAUCUUAUCGGAGAGAUGCGAAGCGCUGGCCUUUUGGAACCUACUUCACCAACUGUCCCGGCCAGUGAUUCUCGUACGGGCUUGCCAAAUGGGGCCCGUAUUUCCACAGAGAUGAGCACUGUAUUCGGUGGUGGUGGCGAAGUGGGUGAGGAAGAGGAACACGAGGCCGCGAUCGGCUUCUCAGACUCAGAUUCAUCAGUAGACGACACAGGGUUCCAAGCUCGGCGUGAGCAUUCGAAUCACCUCAUGCAAUGGGAACUCGACUUUCGCAACGACCACGCGGGAUCCAGUGCACUUUCGACCUCCGACAUAGCAGAAAUUGGACUGCCCCAGCGAGAGGUUCACGCCCUCCUUCGACGAGGUGCAUCCAAAGACAUGAUUCGGCUGUAUCAGAUGCGAUUCCAAAGGGAGCACGGCAUUACAGCCAACAGUGGGAGUGUCAGUGUACGACUCGGAUGGAAUCUGGCACGAAAUGCGAUGGAUGUCGACGGAAGUGCAUUCAUGCAGGCCACCAUGGAUGAAAUGCGAACUCACCGUGAGCGGUACUCAUCGAGCAGAGCAGGGAGGAUGGGUUCAGCGACUAUUCUGGCCAUGUUUCCGACAUCUAUCACCGGGCUAAGCUUUCUCAACUCCACUUUAAAAGCCAAACGUCCCCCAGGCUCAACAUUUGUGGAGAAACUCGACCGUGCGAUCAACCAGUCACUUCCAUUUUCAACAUCUUUAGAGUCUUCUCUCAAUCGAGGCGAUGUUAUCGAGAUCCAGGGACCCUCGGGUUCAGGCAAAACGGAGCUCUUGUAUUAUUUGGCGAUGACGACUAUUUUGCCCCACAACGUGCAGUUGACACUGCGUGAAGGACAUAUAGAGCUUGAUGUUGGAGCCAGGGAGAAGUCUGUUGUGGUCUGUGACUGCGACGGACAAUGGAACAUUUCUCGCUUUCACAAGAUUCUCAAGCAACUUCUCUGGCAGAGGGUAGAGGAUGCAUGCCCUGAUAGUGUUUCAGCAGAUCAAUCCCAGAUAGAGGCGCAACUCGAGGAGGUCGUGGUCGAGGCGCUCCGGAGGCUACAUAUCUUCAGGCCGACAUCCUCAGCCUCUCUGGCCGCGACUUUGCUCAUGCUACCGCGCUAUCACUUCGAGAACAUGAGAUACGAAGAAUUAUGUAUGCUCAUGAUUGACGGCGGCCUUAGUUCAUUCUACUGGCAGGACCGUUAUGUGGACGAACUUGGCCGUCAGCCAGGGGAUCCCGUCUCGACAGCAACGACAGGAGUGAUUCGAGCAUUGAGCUCCUUUCGACAGGUUCAUGAUGCGAUCAUCAUAUUCACCAACUGGGCCAUUUCCCCGCUAUCAAACUCGACCUUCUUCAAACAGCAUCUCCCUCCUCCUUGGCCAUCACCAUUUGAACUCGGACCUAAUGGAGAAUCUCAACCACGCAUAUCUCCGAUUGAGGUCACCCAUCACAUUACAUUACGUGACCCCAACCACUCGCCCGCCUCAGAUCAUGAACUGCUGCCAGAAGUGGGCCUAGUACGGAUUGAGGGCGUCGUGCGGACACCUCCCCGGGAUCUUCCAGAGACAAUUGUGACUCACUUUGAGUUUCAUGUCGGUGAUUCGGGCCUAACGGUGCUGCCGAUUGAGGAGGUUGCGGAGGGUGAAGGUACGAUUGAGGAGGAUUAG
Molecule: messenger RNA, 2364 nt
Organism: Serendipita indica DSM 11827
Lineage: Eukaryota; Fungi; Basidiomycota; Agaricomycetes; Sebacinales; Serendipitaceae
Source: the annotation of a GenBank genome assembly